Molecule: messenger RNA, 1885 nt
Organism: Lineus longissimus
Lineage: Eukaryota; Metazoa; Nemertea; Pilidiophora; Heteronemertea; Lineidae
Product: glutamate receptor 3-like
Exons: 7
Coding region: 70-1167 (365 amino acids)
Biological process (GO): synaptic transmission, glutamatergic; modulation of chemical synaptic transmission; monoatomic ion transport
Cellular component (GO): postsynaptic density membrane; plasma membrane
Molecular function (GO): transmitter-gated monoatomic ion channel activity involved in regulation of postsynaptic membrane potential; glutamate receptor activity
Source: RefSeq, a predicted model, not a curated record
GAGCCUGAGGACAAAUACUGGGGGGCACCAGACGAAGAAGGGAAUUGGAAUGGAAUAAUUCGACAACUAAUGGACGGGGAGAUUGACAUUGCCGCUGCCGGCCACACCAUCACCGGAGCUAGGGCAUCCGUGGUCGACUUCGCCGAUGCCUAUUAUUUUGAACCGGCCAUCAUCAUGCUGAAGAACCCAGGCGAAGGAAGCAAAUUGUUAGUUUAUCUCCAACCACUUCAUAAAUAUGUUUGGCUAUGUAUGAUGUUUGUUAUCCCAGCCAUGGCUCUUGUUCUCUGGCUUUUCACCAAGUAUUCGCCCUUCUACACCAACCAGGAUGAGAGCUGUUACCCGCAGGCGGUCAACAUGCAGAGAUACUUCCCCUGUUUUUGGUAUAUGUACGGUGCUCUGUUAACUCAGGGUGGGUGUGACGUGCCCUGUUCAGUCAGCGGCCGAAUCCUCGUGAAGGUCUGGUGGAUCUUCGUCCUCGUGAUGAUGGCCACCUACACCGGCAACCUCAUUGCUUUCCUGACAGUAACGAAAGUCAGUUUACCUAUUACGAACCUCAACGAACUGGCUGAGCAGAGCAAGCUGGGUUAUGGGACGGUCAGGGGAAGUGCCUUGUGGAACUUAUUGAUGAAGUCAACGAAAGGCCCCCCUCAACGAGUCUGGGCAGGAAUGGACAAAGAAAACCAGCCCGACACAUAUGCUGAUGGAAAGAAAAUGGUGCUUGAAGGCAAAUUUGUCAUGAUUGCUGAACGGUCCUUCUAUGAAGACGAAGCGGCCAACAACUGUGAUUUGAAGAAAGUCCCAAAGAAGGAGUUCUUCUUUGGGAGUUAUGGUAUUGGCGUGCCGAAGGGGUCACCGCUUAAGAGGAUGUUUUCAGAACAAAUCCAGCGGAUGAUUGAAACUGGCCUCAUGAACAAAAUCAGCAAGAGAUGGAUACCAAGACAGAAAUGUGCCGGUCUGACGUACAGCAAAUCAAAGCCUGCCAAACUCUCCGACACCCAGGGCGCCUUCUACGUGUGCGGCUUUGGGCUUAUUGGUGCUGUUGUAGCCUUUGCAGUGGAGUUGGCCUAUUUUUACCUGAAACGGAAGGACAAGGCAAUUGUGCCUGGUAGCGCAGAUAGUCAAAACGACAAUUUUAGAACACGAGUGCAACCAUUUAUAAUCCAUUAGUGGUAAGUGUUGUAUUUGGUGGACCGGUUUUCCAACACUGCCACCGGCAUGUACUUUAUAGUUCAACCCUGGUAUUUGCUUACUUCGUCACUUGUCAUGUGGACAAACUAAUUUAAAAUAUUAUGCAAACUGUAAAUCAACAAAACUUUAAAUACAUUAAUAUGGUACGAACGUCAUGACGUUAUUUGUUUGUAAGGCACUCAGUGUUGACAUCUAGUAGAUGGAUUGUCCUCAUUGAUCUUAGCUGCUUAAAUAAUAAAUUGUCCAAAUUUAUUUCACGAGGUGUAUUUAAAUAGGUGUACGAAAUAAGCUGUGAAUUUUUCAAGACCUGGAAAUUGCCCAAGUAACAUGAGUGCAAUGAGUAUCACCUAAUUAGUGUGGUGUACCUUAAGAAGCUCGCAGAGUCACUUGACGGAAUUGAAAAUAAAAUCUAAGGAUGUCAAUACCAGACAGUGUCAAGUACCUUUUUUGUGACGCCAAAAUUUCACAAAUUUGCCUGGUGAGCGAUUAAAAAUUACAUUUUUUGCCAAAAUUCAAUAGUUCAUGCUGUAGUGUUGAAAUUUUCACACCUUUUAAUUUGCGUUAGACAGUACUUUUGCGAAAAUAAAAAGCUAGAGAUAAUUUUACUGUUUGUUUGGAGGGGGAAGGGGUCAUGCAUUGUCAUAAUUUUGUUUGUUGUAAAAAAUGUGGCUUUUCUGUUGUUAACAUUGUUCCAGGU